AUGAGCGUCCGCGGCUUCUUCGCCCCACCGGACUCCCUCCAAUCCAUCCUCGAGGUGGACAAAGAUACCAAAUACCCGGCCAAGACCAAGGUCGCCUGUACCCUGGGUCCCAAGAGCAGAGAUGUCCCAGUUCUGGAGCAGCUGCUGAACGAGGGCAUGGCAAUUGCGAGGAUCGACUUCAGCUGGGGCAGCAAGGAACAUCACCAAGAAACACUUGACAACCUUCGCAAGGCUGUGAGACACACAAAGAAACUGUGUGGUGUCAUCAUGGACACCCAAGGACCCGAGAUACUGGUCAUGAACAGGGGAACAAAGCCCAUUCACCUUGAAAGGGGGGCGAUGGUGGCUUUGACUUGCAACCAAUCUGCUCAGGCAUCUGCCAAGAUCCUGCCAAUUUCUUGCCCUGCUUUUGAUUGGUUCGAUGUGCGGCCUGGUGCUCCAGUGUUCAUUGGGCAGUACCUUGCCACAGGAAGCGAAACAACCUCUGCAUUACUUACAGUGAACAAGGUGACAAAGGACACUGUUGAGUGCACUUGCAACAAUGCAGCCAUAUUGGAGGGACUUCGACUCACCAUUCACUUCAUGGGCACACCCUCAAAGGGUCCUAUCCUGUCUGACAGCGAUGUGGAUGUCAUCAAAACUUGGGGAGUCCAGAACAAGAUCGAUUUUCUGUCUCUGUCUUUCUGCCGAGGGGCAGAAGAUGUGAAGACGUGCAGGAAGCUGUUGGACAGCUGUGGGCUGAAGAGCACCAAAAUUCUUGCUAAAAUUGAGACAAGACUCGGUCUUUCUAAUCUCUCAGAUAUUCUCCCGGAGGCGGAUGGGAUCUUGUUUUCAAGAGGACAUUUGGGGGUUGAAAUUGAUGCUGAAAAGAUGUGCCGGAUUCAAAAAAUGGUACUGCAGGAGUGCAAUCAGGUUGGCAAACCAGUGAUUGUGACUCGUGUCCUUGACACAAUGACGGACACUCCUCGGCCAACGCGGGCGGAAGCAACAGACGUUGCCAACCUUGUGCUGGAUGGCACAGAUUGCAUCCUGUUGGGUGCUGAGACUUUCCGAGGGCACUACCCAGUGGAGACAGUUAAGACAACAGCUGCCAUAUGCAGGCAAGCAGAGAAGGCCUAUGACAGUGAGGCCUUCUACCAGUCACUGGUGGAGGAUACAACAGGGCAGGAAGGAGAAUGGACGGGAACCACGCUGGAGAGCUUGGCAUCAUCAGCUGUGCGAGGGGCAGUCAAGCUGAAUGCUGCAUUGAUCAUCGCCUUCACCAUCACUGGCCGAACAGCCAAGACGUUGGCCAAGUACAGGCCACCAAUGCCCAUACUCUCGGUGGUCUUCCCUCGGCUUCACACGGAUGCCCUGAAAUGGACAUUCACAGGGGAGGCUGAGGCCCACCAGAUCAUGAUCAGCCGAGGUGUUUUCCCAUUGCUGGCCGAUCCCAGUCUGGGUGGCACAACAGAAGCAGAAAGCAUGGAGGGAUCCAUGCUGAGCAGAGCCAUCGCACACGCAACGAACAAGCAGUGGAUAAAGCGUGGCGACCGCAUCGUGGUGCUCCAAUGUCCACGAAAGAACGAAGACUUCAAUUUCAGGGAGUCAGGAGUGGUCAAGUUUAUAACAGUGACUGAUGAGGUGCUGGAUGCUGCUGUGAGCACCUACAAUACGCACACUACCGCUGUGCAAGAGCUUCGGCCGCGUCUGUUCCGCUACCAGAGCAAGAAAGGCUCGUUCAAGACCGAGCCUGUGCUCAUGAGAGUCAGUGCAGAGGGUGGCGAGCGCACAGUGACAAGUUUCCCGCUGGCCACCAUUAGAGCAGAAGACAACAUGAGGGCUUCGAGUGGUGAUGAAGAUGGGCUACUGAGUGCGGACACUGAAUCUGACGAUGAUGCUGUGGCGGUGGUGGGUAUGCGGUAA
Molecule: messenger RNA, 1905 nt
Organism: Ostreobium quekettii
Lineage: Eukaryota; Viridiplantae; Chlorophyta; Ulvophyceae; Bryopsidales; Ostreobiaceae
Source: the annotation of a GenBank genome assembly